GUGGUGAGGUGGUUCAGCACGUGGGGAGAUGCUGGGCGGGGCGGCGGGGGGCGCCCGCUCCCGCCCGCCCACUGAUCUGCACCAAGGUGUCACAAGAUUUCCGCUGUAUUCACUAUUUCCAAACCAGGGUGGCAGGUCUACACAAAUACAUAAAGUGACGGAGAGCCUGUUCUCCACGUCGCUGUCCACGUUCGGCGUACCAACCCCGCCGCCCAACUCGCCCUACUCGCCGCUUCAGCUCGAGCUGCUCAACUGUGCGCAGCGUGUCUUCGUCGCCGACAAGGAGACCAGUAAAAUGGAAGAGGCGAAGAUAGGAAAGUGCUUAUCCGAACCGCUCUGCUGUCCGGACCAGAGACAGUUACUCGAAGGCGUUGGCAUGAUGCAACCACUCACGAUUAAGACGGAACAAGCUAAGCGUACUUGCAACACUUGCCUGACAAAUUCACCCAAAAAGGUGAUACACACGGACGGCGGCUGCAGUCGUACUAACCCAGUAACGUGGCUCGGCGUGGCCGGCCAGAACGUACAGGUCCAAGUGAAGCGAGAGCCGCAGCACGUGCACGUUUCGGAGCUAGUCGCUGUCAAACUGGAGCAGGCCUCGCCGGGGAACAAGACCGAGCAGGCACCGCCCGCCAUACCCGCUUCGUUGAACAACGGUUCAAUACCCGUCGGGAUAGCUGUCGCUCGCCAACGAGUGGGCGACGCAGGUCUCUUUGCAGCUCUCUCGCAGAAAGAUAAUAAUCAACGGCUACAUGAUCUUGGUAAGUUUUACGGAACAAUACGAAUAUACGAACCGUACCUUAUAACUCAUACUUGUUAUUUUUUUAUUAUCACAAUGAGCUGUAGACUUAGGUCGGUGUCACAGGACACAGACACAGAGCGAGGGUCGCUGCAGGCUUCACAGUCGGAAACAAGUUCAACAACCCUGCCUAAAAAUAAACACGAGUUCCAAGAUGAAAUCCUCCCUCGUGGAAGACCCUCGUCGGAUUUAGGGAACACUCGCUACGCGGCGCUAACUCCCUGGUACACGCUGAGACGUUCCUAUCCACCUCUAAACGCGGCGCAGGCGGCCAUGACGGUGGGCGUGGCCAACGUGCUCUGCGACGAUCGCUCCGCCCCUCUGGCGUGGCCGACACCCGCGCCUGCGCCCCCCGCGCCGCUCUGGCAGUACCCCGGUAAGACGCCUCCCCCGCAUUCAUGUUCGCCUGGUAACUACGCGCCAACUGAAUUGCGAGAGCGCCGCUUUAGCGUUGCUAGCGCGCCAGCGUCUAAUACACCACCUCCUGCGAUGUCAUGCCGCUUUGGUAGCGGCAUUGCAACUGAGUUCGACCGUUGGUUUUACCGGUUUUUCGCUCAAGUAUCAAUGGAGAGUAUGAUGGUGGGUGGAGUCGGCGGCAUGGGAAUUGGAUCAAUGGGAGGUGGCGUCUCGUCUGUGGGAGGCUUCCAGCUCGUGCGCGAACCUACUUCAGGGGCACUUCUGCUAUUGCCUGCACCACCAGACCUACCACAUACAGUUGUCUGGGGUGGAGUUCCUUACUCCUCCGCUCCUCUCCUACUUCCCCCUGCUCCACACCCUUCCCACCAUCUUCAACUACUACCAGGUGACCUCCUCGCCUCAACAGCGACCCUACAACAUACACACACCCAUUCCACUCGACUGGUAACUCUUGCCCCGGCUCCUCCGCCUCAACCACAUCCCACACACUCAAUGGAGAAACGGAAACCAAUUCUGCAACCAUUAAUUACCCCACACCAUACUUUAAUAAAAAUCGAACCGGAGCCACCACAAGAGAAACCACCCACAUUUGCCUCGGAACCUGUCCAGCAGCCGAUUCUUACGACACAUUUGUACUACCAACCUGACUUUUCAGAGCAAGCAUGUAGGAGUCAGGCGACAUCACCCGCAGCGCCCCCUACACCCCCUCCAGAUGCACAAGAAGUUCCCGCUCACAAAGACGCCUCAAAUCAAACAGAUCACAUAGACGACGAAGACGAGUCACCGAAUCUGGCUGAUGAGGAUGAAAGGGAGGUGGCGUGUGUCGGUGUUGCUCAUUUCCCUGAAGAAAACAAUGUGAUACAGAUGCACACCCUACAACCGCAUCCGAUUGACAGUAUAGAAGAAUCAUCCUCCGAAAGCCUUGGGGCUUCCAACGUGGUCGGUGCAGUGGAAAAAGCGAUAGACGCUAUAGAAAGAGAUGAGACAUUAGAUAACAACUCAAACAGUGGCGGCUCUCACGACUUAGUCAUAGACACUGCUCGGUCUUCAACUCCGCCCGCGCCGCCGCUGCCUCCUGUGAGGCCUCCCGUCGAUGUCAGUGGUCUGGAACUGCUGUCGAACAGUAUCGAACACUUCGAACGCACGACACCCGGUAAUAACAUGCCAAGCUUAGAAAGUACGCCUUUAACUAUCGACACAAGAACGACUUUGAAUAUUUCGAAAAUUUUAAUUAAAACAUCUCCAAAAUCGCCGCCCCGUACAGAUUUGGAACCACACAGAAGAUUCGAGUUUCCAACUUCGGAACCUAAUUCUGAACAAGGCAAACCUUCCCUUGAUGGCUUAGACUUGUUGUGCGCUUUAGCUGAACAAAGAUUUAUGGAGGAGGUCGAAGAGAGUCCUCAAUCUAAUUUAUCGUCGAUACCUAUAAAAACUGAACCAUUAUUGAGUCCCACGGAAAGAGAAAUAGACAGGUCUACUGAGACUAAGAAAGAGAGGCACAGGAAUAGAGAAGAUUCCAGUGAAAGCAGACGAAAGAGAAGUCGUGACAGAGAAGACAGGUUACGACAUAAGAUGGAAAAAAUGAGACGGCACAAACGGGAAAGAAAAGAAGAUGAACAUGGAAGACAACUAGAAGACAGUCUACGUCGCGUUACGACGUGUUCUUGCGGUACAUAUAACUGUACGCAUUCUUCAACUUUGCCUUCAGCUAAGGAUAUCAUGAAUGCCGUGGAAAGAGACAUCAGGAUACGUAUACAGGAUUUACAGAGAGAAUAUGAUGAAAAGCGUGCUCAACUGAAUGCCUUACCUCCGGCUUUACCCGCGCUUUCUACAGCCUCUACUUCAAGCACGCCAGCUCUAUCGCCAGACUCUGACCGAGGAUCGUCGAAGAAGCGUAAAGUGGGGCGACCGAGGAAAGUGUCUAGUCCAGAUUCAACUGAGACUAUUGUGGCCAAGAAACCCAAGUCUAAAAGUAGUAUUGUUGGGUACUUACUAGCGAAAAGCAAAUUAAAAGGCAAUAUUUUAUGUUCGAAGGGAGAACCUUCUAGAGAAGACAAGAACAGGACGAGUAAAGUACGACCUAAAUUGAAAGCAGAACCUAUAGUAAAAAUGCAUUCAGAAGAAGAAGAACACGAAUGGGGUCUUAACAGAUCAGCGAGUUCUUCGAUGGAAAGUCUCAACGAGGUUCGACAGAAAAAUCGAGAGAAAGUAGAUCGGUUAGCGAGGAAGCAUUCAAGAGACGAUCUUUCUGAAAUAGAAUUGGCUAUUCGUCGAGCGAGCGCUUCUAGUGAUAGCGAUAAAGAGAAACGAAAGGCGAAAAAACGGCAUAGAGGUACAAAGUCGAACGAGAGAAAUAAAAAAGAAAUCAAAGUGGUCGCAACGGAGCCGGCUGUGCAGCCACAAGUGAUAUCAAGGUGCACUUUAACUGAGGAUAAGCUAGACUCAUCCCCGCGAGUACUAACUGCGAGAGGCGGAUUGUUCUACGCGGGGAAGUUGAGCGCGGUGCAGGCGCCGGACGUGUACGCCAUAACGUUAGAUGGUGAAAGAGGGAAUAAACCUCACAUACUAUCUAGAGAAGAAACGCUGAGAGAUGCUAUCCUCGAAGUAAGUCCAGCAUUAGUCACUGACCUGCCAUCUGGAACGCGUGUUUGCGCUUAUUGGUCUCAACAAUACAGAUGCUUGUACCCUGGAACUGUUGCUGUUUCUUCCCCGGAUCCUCAUGAUGACAAGUUCGUUGCUGUAGAGUUUGACGACGGAGACUCAGGAAGGAUAGCGAUAGAGGAUAUUAGAUUUUUGGAGCCCAAUUACCCAGUUGUCGAAUAUGAGAACACAUUGUUUACACUGGGAAAGAGAAGGAGAAACACGAGUGUGACUGAAGAGAAGAAAUUAGUCGCGUCCACGAGUACCGAGGUUAAAGUCAAUCCGCCGCAGUCACCGACCAUGCAAACACAAAACGAAGACACACACAGGGAGAGAAAGAAACUUAAAAAACACCGAAAAGAGAAAAUGAGAAUGCUCACGAGUGAAGAGGACCCAACUUCAGUCGAAUAUGUAAAAAAGAAAAAGAAAAAACACAAGUGCUGCGACGAACGUUGCAAACAUAGACGUCACCACAAGAAGCAUCACAGAAAGCACAAGAAACGACAUCAUUCGGUAAGCAAAGAUCAUUCGAGUUCAUCUGGUGAUGAACAUAGGCAAAAGUCAUCAUCGGACUACAUCGACUCGAAUAAAUCGAACGAGGAUUCGCUCGAUUCUAAUGACAGAUUGUCGACUUUGAUAGCAGUCGAGAAGUCUCCAGAGGAGAAAAUGAAGACCGUUAUCAAGAAAGCCGUUCUGUCGAAAAAAACUUUGGUUAAAAGCCCAGUGUUAGACUUUAGUAAUUUGAGCAAGAUCGCUUCAAACAACGAGGAGAGCGAAAAAGAUAACUUAAAAGACAGCGGGAUUGGAUUGGAAGAGGAAGGGCCGUCUACGUCAUCUGCUGCCACUGAUAAAAAGAAAACGAAGCGACGAACGGUGUCGUCGACGUCGUCAGACGGCGGGGGCGGCGUGAGCAAGAUGGCGGCCUUCCUGCCGGGCGGCGCGCUGUGGCGCUGGCACGGACCCGCCUACCGCCGAACCGCGCGCCCCCGCCACCGGAAGCUCUUCUACCGCGCCAUCCAGCGCGGCGAGGAGAUCCUGCACGUGGGCGAGGCGGCCGUGUUCCUGUCGACGGGGCGCGCGGACCGGCCAUACAUCGGACGCAUCGCGGCGCUGUGGGAGGCGCGCGGCGCCAUGGCGGUGCGCGUGCACUGGUUUUACCACCCCGAGGAGACGGCCGGCUGCGAGCGUCUGCACUACCCGGGCGGGCUCUUCGAGUCCCCGCACACGGACGAGAACGACGUGCAGACGAUAUCGCACAAGUGCGAGGUGCUGCCGCUGGAGCAGUACCGGGAGCGCAUGAACGACGACCCCGCCAAGUACAGCACCGUGUACGACAACAACGACGUGUACUACCUCGCUGGCCACUACGACCCCACGCAGCAGCUGCUGCGCAUGCAGCCCGGCGUGCCGCACGCCGCCGCCUCUUAGGCGCCUCUGCGAACCUGGU
Messenger RNA from Melitaea cinxia (Glanville fritillary), 5303 nucleotides. RefSeq names its product protein winged eye (gene wge). Bases 29 to 5284 code for a protein of 1751 amino acids. Gene Ontology annotation, molecular function: chromatin binding. The transcript has 15 exons. Lineage: Eukaryota; Metazoa; Arthropoda; Insecta; Lepidoptera; Nymphalidae. The record is from RefSeq and is a predicted model, not a curated record.